AUGGUCAUCAAGCUCUACUUUGCGCCGGUGUUGGGUCCGAUAGGCGGCGCUUGUGUCGCGGCGCUUGUCUUGAACGAGAAACAGGUCCCGUUUGAGGCGGUCCCCGUCAACUUGCACACUUACGAGCACAGGAGCCAGCCGCACCUGUCCAGGCAGCCGUUUGGCCAAGUCCCAGUCCUCGACGAUAACGGGUUCAUCCUCUACGAGACGCGCGCCAUUUGUCGUUAUGUGGCGGAGAAAUACCCCGAGAGGGGACCACGGCUACUUCCUGGCCCAGACUUGCAGGAGCGCUCGUUGUUCGAGCAGGCGGCAUCUGUAGAAUUCGCCAACUUCUUCGCCGUUGUGAGCGCUAUACGAAUGGAAGUGACAAUCAAACCGCACAUUGGCAUGGAGGUAGACCAGGGCAGCGUCGCGCUUUUGCUCGGGCAGCUGGAGAUGCUGUUGGACGUUUACGAGGGCAUUCUUUCGAAGCGCGCAUAUCUCCUCGGUAACGAGCUGACUCUCGUUGAUCUCUUCCACCUCAUCGCGAUUUCGGCAAUGAAACUCGGCGCGAUUCGUGAACUGAUGACCCCCGAUAACCGACCGAAUGUGGCGAGAUGGUGGGCAGCACUCACAUCCCGCCCUGCUUGGGUUCGCCUGCAGGAGGAAGGAAUCAAGUCCAAGAGCAGUGUAACGCAACCUGAAAUGCAAUGA
This is a messenger RNA of Mycena indigotica, 693 nucleotides long. RefSeq lists its product as uncharacterized. The transcript has 4 exons. Gene Ontology annotation, molecular function: glutathione transferase activity; glutathione binding. Gene Ontology annotation, cellular component: cytoplasm. The record is from RefSeq and is a predicted model, not a curated record. Lineage: Eukaryota; Fungi; Basidiomycota; Agaricomycetes; Agaricales; Mycenaceae. Bases 1 to 693 code for a protein of 230 amino acids.